Molecule: messenger RNA, 2205 nt
Organism: Penicillium olsonii
Lineage: Eukaryota; Fungi; Ascomycota; Eurotiomycetes; Eurotiales; Aspergillaceae
Source: the annotation of a GenBank genome assembly
AUGCAGUUGACCAACCCAUCCCAGGUCCCUGUCUAUACGAUCUCAGGCUCCAAUAGUGCCCGACCACUUCCUGAAUGGCUUGCACGCCGCCGCAAGCGCAGCUUGAAGAAUGAUCCAGAGUACGCUAAUCGCGUUGAACUGCUGCAAGACUUUGAGUUCGAGGAAGCAAGUCACUGUAUUCGUGUCAGUGAGGAUGGCGAGUGGGUUAUGAGCACAGGAACAUACAAGCCUCAGAUUCAUACCCACUACCUUCCACAGUUGUCGCUUUCAUGGGCACGUCACACUAGCUCUCUUAACAACACGUUCAUUUUGCUCUCUUCCGACUACACAAAAUCCCUCCACCUACAAUCCGACCGAUCACUAGAAUUCCACACCCCAGGAGGAUGUCACUAUACCACCAGACUUCCCCGUUAUGGACGUGAUAUCGUUUACGACCGUCAGUCAACUGAGGCGCUUGUUCCCGCCGUGGGUGUCAACCAGGAUGGUAUGGGAGAGGUCUAUCGACUUAACCUGGAAUCGGGCCGAUACAUGCGGAGCUUCGAAGUGGAUGUUGGCGGCGAUGACUUCACUUCUGCUGGCGCUGGAACUCUGCAGGGUGGAAUCAACACAGGCUCUGUCAACACCGCUGCGAUCGCAGAGGAGAGUCACAAUCUAUUGGCAUUCGGCACAUCACUAGGAACCGUGGAGCUUUGGGACCCCAGGGCAAAGGGGCGUGCGGGUGUGAUCCUGCCACCAGCGCAGCCGGCCCAUGUCGGAUUUGAUGAUGCGCGAUACGAGAUUACAGCAUUGGACUUCAACCGCUCCGGUAUGAGUCUCGGAACUGGUUCAUCCAAUGGUCUCAUUCACCUCUACGAUCUUCGUUCGCCCGUUCCUUACCAAGUGAAGGACCAAGGAUACGGAUUCGCUGUUCACACUUUGCAGUUCCUCGAACAAUCAACCGCAACCCGGGCUGCCACCAUGGAGCCCAAGCUCCUGUCGGCCGAUAAGCGAAUCAUCAAGCUCUGGGACAUUGAGGACAAUAUGCCCUGGACAUCAGUUGAGCCGGCCGUGGACAUUAAAUCAGUUGCCUGGUGCAAGGGCAGCGGAAUGCUUCUUACAGCCAACGAAGGCCGACAGCAACACUCCUUCUUUGUGCCGCAACUCGGCCCUGCGCCAAAGUGGUGCUCAUUCUUGGAUAACCUGGUUGAGGAGAUGGCCGAGGACCCCAACGAUCCCAACGCAUUCAAGGCUACUCAGUCUGCUGCCUACCCCGGCUACACUAUGGUCAACAAGGACACCAUUGAGGGCUGGAAGACGAAGAUGAUUGAUAGUCACAUUCCACCAAUCGAUGUGGACUCAUACAUGAAGGAUGGAAAGAUGAUUCUGGAGAACGAAGGAUCCUGGCAGAUGAAGACCUACCUGUACGAGUACCACCAGAGCCAGUUCGGCCAAGGCGAAAGCUCGAGACAGAACAAGGUCGAACAAGCAAUAGAAAAGCAGCGCGAGAGUCGCAUCCGUGGCAAGAAGAAGGUGGAUGUCAAGGUGAACAGGAGAUUGGCCGAAAGGAUGAAGCUCGCGGAAGAAAAGAGGGAGCGCAAGCACGCCAAGCGUCUGGUGGAGGGCGGAGGCGACUCAGAAAUGGUCGACGCGCCUGCAGCCACGUCGGAAGGCAAGGAAAAGGGUGCCGUGGGAGACAGCCGUUUUGCUCAGCUGUUCGAGGACGAGGACUUUGCCGUCGACGAGACUUCACGCGAAUUCCAGUUGCUCAAUCCCAGUACAGAUCCCGAAGUUGCAUCUGCGCCUGUCAGAAAGGAGCGUGGUCUUACCGCAGCCGAACAAGAGGCUAUCGACGAUGUUCCUGGUUCCAGUUCCGACGAUUCCGAUUCCGACAGCGAGCAAGAGAAGGCCCGCAAGCCAGCAGCUUCCAAGAAGAUUUCUUCAGCAGACUACAAGCGGACGAAACGCCCUCCGCCUCGCAUGCAAGUUUCAUCCUCGAGCCAGGCCAACUCUACCCGAGACCGCUCAUUCGGUUCUCGGGCUCAAAAUAUGAAGUCGAGACAAAAGCCCGCAAGACGGCUUGGUGCCGUUGGCGAGAAGGAAAUCAGCUUCAACCCGGCCGGAAAGCCCAAGCGUACCGCGCCAGAGGUCAAAUACGACAAGCCAGAUACUUCGUUCAAGUCAAAGGAACGCCGCAGUGCUUCUGGCAACGCUUUCCGGAAGAUGUAA